UUUUUUUUUGUCUUGUUAUUAUUCGAAAGAAUGCUUCGUUCUACUCGAUUAUUGAAUCAAUCUACCACUUUAUGUGUGAGAGCUCUUUCAACCGCUGUCCAACCACCCAAGACCCCUGUCAAUCUUGGUCAUCUUUCUGAUAAUGUGGGGGCUGUUUCUGAGCGUACCCGUGUAGGUCGUGGUCCUGGCUAUGGUAAGGGCAAGACUGCUGGUCGUGGUCAUAAAGGUCAAAAGGCUCGUUCAGGCAAUGGACAACCUGUGCCUUGGUUUGAAGGUGGUCAAACCCCUCUUGUGAGACGUUUACCUAAGCGUGGUUUCUACAACAUUCAUGGAAAGGAUUAUCAAGAAUUGAAUUUAGAUCGUCUUGAGCACUGGAUCCAUACAGAUCGUCUUGAUGCUUCUCAACCUAUUACCAUGAAGCAUUUGUUGGACAGUCGUUGCAUACACAAGAUUGAAGAUGGUGUCAAAUUACUGAGUGUUGGUGCUGAAACAUUCUCUACACCCAUCACUAUUGAAGUCUCAAGAGCAUCACAAAAGGCCAUUGAAGCCAUUGAAAAAGCAGGUGGAAAGAUUGUUACUCGUUACUAUAAUGCUCUUGGUUUAAGAUCACUUGUACACCCUGAAAAGUUUGCACAGAUGCCCAAGUUGGCUGCACCAUUACGAAAAGAAGAUAUCAAGUAUUAUUCUGAUGCCAACAACAGAGGUUAUUUAGCACAAUAAAUCAAUGUACAUACUUUAUAUAUAUAUAUUUUUUUUGUUGGAGAUACAAGACAAAAACAAAACAAAACAAAAAGAUGAUAGAUGUAGAUCUACAUCAUUUUCUUAAAAAAAAAAA
Molecule: messenger RNA, 835 nt
Organism: Gilbertella persicaria
Lineage: Eukaryota; Fungi; Mucoromycota; Mucoromycetes; Mucorales; Choanephoraceae
Product: ribosomal protein L18e/L15P
Exons: 4
Coding region: 31-720 (229 amino acids)
Biological process (GO): translation
Cellular component (GO): mitochondrial large ribosomal subunit
Molecular function (GO): structural constituent of ribosome
Source: RefSeq, a predicted model, not a curated record